CCUUAAACCCUGAGAAUUAAAACCUCUCUCUCUCUCUGCGUUCUCCAUCCUCAUGAUUUGCGUUUGGACUACUUUCUGAGCAGAAAUGGCUUUGAGAAGAUUGCAGACGAUUCGUGCUCUGUAUUGGACAGCUGGGAUUCGAGAAUCUUCGUAUCUGCUUGGUAGUUCAAGAAGCUAUUCAAAUGCUAUUUCACACGUUCCUGAACUUAAUCAGCGGAGCAUUUCUUCUUGCUUAUAUAAGGCCCGGAAUGCUUUCCACUUCACUCGAGGAUGUACGAUGACUCUUCGCUCUACGAUGGCUGCCGAGUUGUUGAUAUUCUCCAAUGACACGAGGUUGGUUACUACACAAGCAAAAGCCCCUCCACAAGCGCGACAGAUGGGAUCUCUUAAAGUAUCCAUGUUGAGUCCUGGAUUCAUUUAUGAACCUUAUGCACCUCGUGAACCAAUAUCAUUUUGGCAGAGAUGGUUCACAAGAAGUGGUUGGAAAAGAACAAAAGAGGAUGUUAUUCUGGAGCUUAAAAAUGCCUAUGCAGUUUCCAAAUUAAGAAAAUCUGGAUACUCAAAGCAGAAGUUUUACAAUGAGGCCAUAAAUUUGUACAAGGAGAUAAACACUCUAAUGGCAAAUGGAGACAAAACAUCAUUAAGGAAAGCAGUUACUGAAAGAAUGUACUCUGCACUCAAAAGUGAAAUUAAACAAAGAGAAUCCGUGUGGAGCAAGGUUUAUUGGGAAAUGGUCGAACCAGUUGUUAAGAUACGAACUUUGCGAGCUCGUCUGAUUGGUGUUGAUCGCAAUGACCUCAGCAAAGUUUUCAUUCAACUCACACUCGAGUUUCUGACUAAGCAGAAGUUUGAAGCCUAUGAUUCAAACGGUUCUGUUGUAGCUGGAGAUAAAGUUAAGGAGGUUCUUGUCCGUGAUAUAUGGGUAUUUGAGAAAUCUUUCUUUCACCCUGGAGCUUACUGGCGUCUCUGUGGGCGGAUCUCACAGAAAUCUCCUUGAUUGAAGUCAGAGAGAUCUACCACCAUGCUGAUAAUGAUGAUUAACUGCUGUUACCAAUUUUGUAAGCUGAACUGUGUAAAUUUCUCAAAUCUAUUAAACAGAUAGAACUCUAAGUUUACAGGAUGGAUGCCCCUUGAGUCAAGAGUUGCAACUUGUUAUUAUUCCAAUUUCACCUGGGGUUAGCUUUGGGGAUCAACUGGAGUUGCAUUCCUCGAGCAAUAAAUAUGAGACGGUGAUUGUUGUUCUUAGAACAUUGUGAAUUGCCAUCAUUUCAGUGUGGAAUGUCUCAUGAAUGCCUAUCCUCUGUUGAACUAA
Messenger RNA from Alnus glutinosa, 1312 nucleotides. RefSeq lists its product as uncharacterized. Gene Ontology annotation, cellular component: mitochondrion. The coding region runs from base 86 to 997 and encodes 303 amino acids. The record is from RefSeq and is a predicted model, not a curated record. Lineage: Eukaryota; Viridiplantae; Streptophyta; Magnoliopsida; Fagales; Betulaceae. The transcript is spliced from 12 exons.